UGCGUGUUCUCUGAUCGUUGCCCUGUCAGAAAGCUCAUGCGCCGGGAUCUGGUUCUUGCUCCUCCAGCGCGGACAGGACUCUCCCAGGAUGCUGUGGAACAACAAACCUCGGAGCGGCUCCAAAGUGGCAGCGGGCUGUCUGGUCCUCCUCUCCGCCUUUCAUUUCAACCUGGCGGCUGGCCGCUCAGGAAAAGGCCCACAGAGCCAAGAUGAUACGCAUGUCAUCAACAACAAUCAGCUGGACCUGCGGGAGAUCGUUUUCAUCAUCCAGAGUCAGAGCAACGACUUCCACGUGCGGCAGGCGGAGAGACGGAGAGACCAGUUACUCCAGCAGGCGCACGGUCUCACAGAGAAACUGCCGUUGGUUUUGCUUCUUCACAGUUUAUCAGAAAAUGAGGGCGACUGGAGUAUCCUUCCUCUGCUGCCUUACUUAUCGCAAUCCUUCGGGAAAAACUCCUCCUGGAUUGUCUUUCUCGAGGAGGAAACCGACGUGAGGAUGACGGAGCUCGUUCAAGUCCUCGCGAAAUUUGACCAGAAUAAAGAGUGGUUUCUGGGAAAGCCGCUCCACGACCAGGAGUCCACCAUCAUCCAUCACUAUGCCUUCGCAGAGAAUCCCUCUGUCUUCAAAUAUCCAGACUUUGCUGCUGCCUGGGCCUUAAGCAUCCCCUUAGUUGUGCGGCUUGCAAACAAAGUGAAAGCGGAGCCCCUUAAAUCUGACUUCACCAUUGAUCUGAAACACGAGGUUGCUCUGUAUAUCUGGGACACUGGGAAGGGUCCACAUCUCACCGCCGUGCCGGAGCUGUGCACUGAGCCGCGGGACUCUCCCCAGGCCCGGCACUGUGCCACCACUCUGAUCAGCGAGCCUCCACUGUGCGGGGAGCCGGUGGAUAAAGCAGACGUGUUUGUUGCCGUGAAAACGUGUCAGAAGUUCCACAGUGAACGAGUUCCAGUGAUAAAGAAGACUUGGGAGAAGGAUGCCUUGUUCUUGGAGUACUACAGUGACCAUGCGGAUCCUGCAAUACCGACCAUUAAUUUAGGAGUGCCGAAUACUGAGAGAGGCCACUGCGGGAAGACGUUUGCCAUCCUUCAAAGAUUUCUCAGCGGCAGCGUCCCGAACACCAAGUGGCUCCUGGUUGUGGACGAUGACACGCUCAUCAGCCUCCCCAGACUGCGAGCCUUGCUGAGCUGCUACGACCCCUCGGAACCCGUGUGUCUCGGGGAGAGAUACGGCUACGGCCUGAGCCAGGGCGGCUACAGCUACAUCACAGGAGGUGGAGGGAUGGUGUUCAGCAGGGAAGCCGUGGUCCAGCUCCUGAAAAGCGGCUGCAAGUGCUACAGCGAUGACGCUCCGGAUGACAUGGUGCUGGGAAUGUGCCUCAACGCCCUCGGACUUCCCAUCACCCACAGUCCGCUCUUCCAUCAGGCACGCCCAGAGGACUACGCCAGGGCCUUCCUAGCUCACCAGGUGCCCAUCUCUUUCCACAAACACUGGAACAUCGACCCCCUCGCCGUCUACGACAAAUGGCUGAAGGAUGACUCGAGGGCCAAACCUUCAGAUGGACUUAAUGAGAGCGCAAAGACGGAGUUAUAAGGAUUUUAAGCACACGACUUGCCUGUUUGAAUACGUGUGUGUGUGUGUUUGUGGGUUUGUGUGUGAGACAGAGAGCGAGAGAGAGAGAGAAUGCCUGGAGUCAUGGAACAGAAAUGUUGUCCUUCACAGAUGUAAAUGUUUUUGUAUUGUUAAUGUUGAACUGUGAUAAAGAGGGACCAUGCAAGUGUGUGUCCAUGACUUGAUCUGUGGGUUUGCAUGUGGAGGUUAUUGUUAUUUUGGAAAUCUGAACUCAAUAUGUGUAUAUUUAUAUCUUAAGAACAAUCUCAAACCCUAACAGAGGAGCGCUGCUUCUCCUCUGGCUGAUACUUUCUCUUUCGACACCUCGAUGCUGUACAAUGUGCUCUAUUUUGACAUAAAAGUAUAAAUAUUU
Messenger RNA from Pleuronectes platessa (European plaice), 1982 nucleotides. It is a transcript of the gene b3glcta, whose product is annotated as beta 3-glucosyltransferase a. The coding region runs from base 89 to 1591 and encodes 500 amino acids. The transcript has 15 exons. Gene Ontology annotation, cellular component: membrane. Gene Ontology annotation, molecular function: acetylglucosaminyltransferase activity. The record is from RefSeq and is a predicted model, not a curated record. NCBI's taxonomy places the organism in Eukaryota, Metazoa, Chordata, Actinopteri, Pleuronectiformes, Pleuronectidae.